GCCGCCGGAGCGGAGCAGCCGACGGAAGGCGCUCGGCAGCGGCCGUGUCGGCAGGGGAAGGGUCCCCGCAGCCCCGGGGGGUGCCCCCAGCAGGGCCUUGGGGGGCACGGGGGGGGCCCACCAUGGCCUUCACCAUGCUGCGCCCCGUGGCCGCCCGUGUGCUCUACCCCGACCUCAGCAUCCUCUCGGAGGACGAGGAGAACCGCAGCGAGAGCGACACGUCGGACCAGUCGUUCGGCUGCUGCGAGGGGGCCGAGGCUCGCCGCAAGCUGCCCCGCAAGCCGGGGCCCAUGGUGAUGGUGAAGCAGAGGCAAGCGGCCAACGCGAGGGAGAGGGACCGGACCCAGAGCGUCAACACGGCCUUCACCGCCCUGCGGACCCUCAUCCCCACCGAGCCCGUGGAUCGGAAGCUGUCCAAGAUCGAGACCCUGCGCUUGGCUUCCAGCUACAUCUCCCACCUGGCCAACGUGCUGCUGCUGGGCGAGGGCUGCGAGGACGGGCAGCCCUGCUUCAGUGCCAUCUAUGGGGCCAAGGGCGACCUGGACAGCAAACAGCCCCGCAGCAUCUGCACCUUCUGCCUCAGCAACCAGCGGAAAGUGGGCGGCCGGAGGGACCUCGGGGGCAACUGCCUGAAGGUGCGGGGGGUGACCCCACUGCGGGUGUCACGGAGAUGAACCGGGGCCCGGCAGCACCCGCCUGACACAGCGGCAGCGCCAGAGACCGCAGCGGGGAGGGAGGGAGCCGGAGCCCGCGAUGGCGGCAGGGCUGGCACCGGCACCGGCACCGGCAGUGGGGUGCAAGGACGCUCCUGGGGCCGAGGCUGCCGGAGAUGGGGACCCCAUGCUCCAGGGCUGCAUUGGAAGGGGCGCAAUGGGGCCGGCGUCGAGCGCUCCGGGCUGGGCACACGGUGCCGACCGCGGCCCCGCAGCGCUGGUUCUGCUCCGGCAGCGCAUGGAA
Molecule: messenger RNA, 957 nt
Organism: Melopsittacus undulatus (budgerigar)
Lineage: Eukaryota; Metazoa; Chordata; Aves; Psittaciformes; Psittaculidae
Gene: TCF15
Product: transcription factor 15
Exons: 2
Coding region: 123-674 (183 amino acids)
Biological process (GO): developmental process; regulation of transcription by RNA polymerase II
Molecular function (GO): protein dimerization activity; DNA-binding transcription factor activity, RNA polymerase II-specific; RNA polymerase II transcription regulatory region sequence-specific DNA binding
Source: RefSeq, a predicted model, not a curated record